CGCAGUUCUUUCAACCCAGGAGAGUAGGUGUGGUUGAAAACCAAUAACUUUAAUUUUUCAUCCUCUCCUUCAGAUUAUUUUUUUUGUUCUGCUUUGUUUUUUGCCAGAGGUAUUAGCAGGAUAGGUUAAUGGAAGAGGAUUGACAAUAUGCUCCAUGAAGGGAUAGAAUUAUGUCAGUGUUUAACUUGGGUUGGUUUGAUUUCUGAGAUUGGGCCUUUAUGGUGUAUUUCUGUGAGGAUGCAGAAGGAUGAUGCACACCUCAUUCUUUCUAUCUUAUCUUCUUCUGUUGCCAUUCCAGGUUUCAAGCAUUCAGCACUACCCUUCCUUGUCUUGUGCCAGCUCUGUUUGUCAUCUGUCUUUCUAUCAGCCUAACAUUUGAAAGCAUUCUGAAAUUACGAAAGAACAGAUACUUCUACCAUUGUUGUUUGAAAGUGUCCUGCUUCUGACAUUUUUGUUUGAAGGAGUCCUGCUGGAGGAAUUCUUCAGGAGAUAGCAGGGAUGAGAGCUGUUAAGCCAUUAUGUUUGUUUAUCUUCACACAAGACCACAGGAAGUCCCAUGUGAGGCCUGUAAUUCAAUCUGAGUAGGAAUCCAUUAGUUUAAAAGCGUUCUGCUCCCCACUCUUUGGCCAAGAGUGGCCUAAAUGCAUAUAAUAGUUAUAAUUAAUGCAUUAUUAAACCAUUUAUUAUAUUUUAUUCAAAAGACCUGGACAUGGUAGACUGCAAUAAUCUGAUCCUUAUGGGAAAUAAACUGGAACUGGAAUAAACUACGUAUGUGUCUGCUGCAAACUUUGAAGUAAUUUAGUGAAACAGUAGCCUCCUAACUGAUAGAUUAUUCUCAGCAGUACCAUUACACAUUAGAAAUACAGCUUCUUUAGAAUGUAUAUUUAAUUCAUACUGCCCUGUUGUGGUGCUAAAAAAGAUUAUAGGCUGGAUAGUGUGUUUCAAAAAAAUACUGUCCGUCCCAUACAUGCCUCAUGAUGUUUGCAUUAUGGAAUGAGAAUUCUUAAGUGACAUUUUGAAGUUACUUACUGGAACUUCUGUGGAACUCUGCCAGUGUUAAACUCAUUGCAGGGACAUAGUUUUGCUUAAAUGCAGUGGACUAAUCUCUUUUUUUCCUUUUUUUUCCAGGCUAGAGUAACUGACAGAAUCAAAAAGGAGACAUUCACCAAAUAUGGAAGAGGAUACCAAGCCUAUCUUGGUUCCUGUGGGAGGUGAUGAGAGCAAUUAUGGAAUCAUGAAUAUACAGUUUAAUCCAGAAGACUAUAAGUGCAAAAGACCAUUUCACGUGGAGCCUACAAACAUAGUCAGUGAUAAUGAUGACAUGCAAAGAGUCACUGAUGAAGCUUCAGCAAUGAAUAAGCGGAUUCAUUAUUAUAGCAGGCUCACAUCCCCUGCAGACAGGGCAUUGAUUGCUCCUGAUCACGUACUCCCAGCUCCUGAUGAAAUCUACGUAUACAGUCCAUUAGGAACUGCUUUUAAAGUUGACAGUUGCACAGAUGGCUAUGGUAAAAACUCCAGUCUAGUGACAAUAUUUAUGAUAUGGAAUACCAUGAUGGGUACAUCCAUAUUAAGUAUCCCAUGGGGAAUAAAACAGGCAGGCUUCACGUCUGGAAUUAUUCUCAUCUUACUCAUGGGCAUUUUGACUCUCUAUUGUUGUUACAGAGUUGUGAAAUCACGGCAAAUGAUACCUUUAACAGAUACCUCAAACUGGGAAUUCCCAGAUGUUUGCAGGUAUUACUUUGGAUCCUUUGGUCAAUGGUCAAGCCUCUUAUUUUCUAUGAUAUCACUUGUUGGAGCCAUGGUUGUUUAUUGGGUACUUAUGUCCAACUUUCUGUUCAACACAGGAAAAUUUAUAUACAACUUCGUUCAUGACAUUAAUGUAACAGAUAUUGUUCCUGGCACCAAUGGAAGUAACAAAGUCAUUUGUCCAAGUGCUGCUAGUGAUCACCCACCACAGAACAGGAGUGUGAUGUUCUCUUCUGGCAACAGAACAGGUUUUGAACUCUUUGAGGAAUGGUGGGACAAAUCACAAACAGUACCGCUUUACCUUAUUGCAGUUCUUCUACCCCUGCUCAAUCUGAAGUCUCCAUCCUUCUUUGCGAAGUUUAAUGUCCUAGGUACAGUUUCAGUUGUCUACUUAGUUUUUCUGGUUACAGUAAAGGCUGUUCAUCUGGGAAUACACUUAGAAUUCAACUGGUUUACAGGAAAUGAAUUUUUCGUACCAGAGUUUAGAAUUCUGUUCCCUCAGCUCACAGGGGUUCUAACACUUGCUUUCUUCAUCCACAAUUGUGUCAUCACACUUCUUCAGAAUAACAGGAAUCAAGAAAACAAUGUGAGAGACCUCUCUAUUGCAUACUUCCUGGUUGGACUAACAUAUCUGUAUGUUGGAGUGAUAAUUUUUGCAUCUUUUCCUUCUCCACCGUUAUCCAAAGAAUGUAUUGAACAGAAUUUUCUAGAUAACUUUCCCAGUGAUGACGUCAUGUCAUUUGUUGCAAGAAUAUUUCUGCUGUUCCAAAUGAUGACUGUAUACCCACUGUUGGGCUAUCUGGUGCGAGUUCAGCUGUUAAGACAGUUUUUUGGAAAUGCUUACCCAAGCCUUUUCCAUGUGCUUAUCCUGAACCUAGCUAUUGUAGGAGCUGGAGUAGCAAUGGCAAGAUUUUAUCCAAAUAUAGGCGGUAUCAUAAGAUACUCAGGAGCAACGUGUGGUCUGGCCUUUGUAUUCGUGUAUCCAUCACUCAUCUACAUGAUCUCCCUGCACCGUGCUGGGCAGCUGACGUGGCCUGCAUCGAUCAUUCACAUCUUUAUAAUCCUCCUUGGACUGGCUAAUCUGAUUGCACAAUUCCUGUUGUGAAAACUCCCCCUUUUCCCGUGGCUGUCACAAGUGGUACUGCAAUAUUUGGCAACAGCCUUGAGCAACACUGUGAGGCAUGAGAGCCAUUCUCAAUCUGAGGAUCUUGAGAUGUUUUGAAACAAAUUUGAAACACAUCGUUCAAGUGCUAUACAAGUAUCAUGUCUUGCUUCUCUGAAAACACAAUUUUUUGAGAAGUUAAAUGAUUCAUAUGUGAGUGAUACAGUUCUCCUGGUUUUGUUGAAGAUACAUCAAAAAUUAAUGAAGCUCAAAUAUUUUAAUUUUUUACAGCAAAUUUCUCCAAACAAAGCUUCCAGCCUCACGCUGUGGAAGACUUUCCUCCAAAUGAGCUGUCCUUACCUUGAUUAGCAGACAUGCUUUCUCAGUAUUGUUCAGUGACUCUUUGAAAUGCUCUAUGGUUGCAGUUAUUUUCCUGAUUUGUUUGGAAAAUGAAGGAUUUAUUGUCUUUCCUCUUUUUUUUAGCUAAAUUUAUAGUCACUUGGGUCAAAAUGCACUCCUAAUUUUGAAUACGCUAUUAAAUUGUUUUGGCAAUAUUUUUCCUCUAGGAAAUUCCAACAAAGAGAAACAAUAAACUCAUGUUUCAGUGUUUUAUUCAGAACCAAUAUGUACA
Messenger RNA from Sturnus vulgaris (Common starling), 3479 nucleotides. The record is from RefSeq and is a predicted model, not a curated record. NCBI's taxonomy places the organism in Eukaryota, Metazoa, Chordata, Aves, Passeriformes, Sturnidae.